AAUCUGAGCCUCGUCCGCUUCACCAUUAGCCUAAACUACAGAGAGCUUUCGAAGCCUCUUUAGACGCUUUGAGAGAGAGAUUGAGAGAGAUUUGAGUUAUUUAUCAUCGGAAGGAAGGAAGGAGAUCACGAUUUGUUGAUUAGAGUUUCGAAAACAUUCAUUUUCAAAUGGAGGAGAUCACGGAAGGAGUUAACAACAUCAACAUCGCUGACUCUCACAAGAAGAAUCGGAUUCAGGUCUCCAAUACGAAGAAACCACUUUUCUUCUAUGUUAAUCUCGCUAAGAGAUACAUGCAACAACACAAUGAGGUGGAACUCUCCGCUCUAGGAAUGGCCAUUUCUACCGUUGUUUCUGUGGCUGAGAUCCUGAAAAACAAUGGAUUUGCCAUUGAGAAGAAGAUCAGGACCUCCACUGUAGAAAUGAAGGAUGAAUCCAAGGGAAGACCAGUUCAAAAGGCCAAGAUUGAAAUAACUCUUGGAAAGACGGAGAAUUUUGAUGAGCUGAUGGCUGCUCAAGCAGAUCAGACAGAGAAUGGAGAUGCGGAGGUGCAGGUUCAAGGCUGAAAGGGCUUAUUGCCCCUUUCAGAUUGAUCAUAAUCUUUCCCGAUAAAAUGGGGUUUAUCAAAGAAAUGCUAGUCAAUUUUUUACUCAAUCUGGCUUGGGACUGUGAUUAUCCACUCAUGUUGUGUCUACUGCGAUGGCUGGUGAUGAUCUGUUCCAAGUCUAAAUUUUUGUCUGUUUUUGUUAUUUGUGUUUUGGUUAGUUUUAUGUAUUAAAAGACAUUCAUUGUUAGAUUGGAACUUUUAUUAUAGUUUUGAUUAUAGUUUUAUUCUCCUCUCUUAUUCCGUCAAAUUAAACCGUGAU
Molecule: messenger RNA, 863 nt
Organism: Impatiens glandulifera
Lineage: Eukaryota; Viridiplantae; Streptophyta; Magnoliopsida; Ericales; Balsaminaceae
Exons: 5
Coding region: 168-563 (131 amino acids)
Cellular component (GO): nucleus
Molecular function (GO): RNA binding
Source: RefSeq, a predicted model, not a curated record